Eurypyga helias (sunbittern) is the source of this 741-nucleotide messenger RNA. It is a transcript of the gene AKAP7, whose product is annotated as A kinase (PRKA) anchor protein 7. The record is from RefSeq and is a predicted model, not a curated record. The coding region runs from base 97 to 741 and encodes 214 amino acids. Gene Ontology annotation, cellular component: cytosol. Lineage: Eukaryota; Metazoa; Chordata; Aves; Eurypygiformes; Eurypygidae. Gene Ontology annotation, molecular function: protein kinase A regulatory subunit binding. The transcript is spliced from 6 exons.
CUGGAAAAUGUACAGCAAAACAAAAUCCUUAAAGAGAAUAAAGAAAAGACACAGCAGAUAGAAAAGCCAUGUCCUGUGGAUUCAGUAGGCUCUCUGAUGGCUGAAAUGCCAUUUGUCAACACAGAUAUUGAAGAUGAAUUUAUUGUAAAUGCAACCUCUGAAAUAAAUAUAAAAAAGAAGAGGAAGAGGACUACUGGAAGGGAAAUUGAAGGCAAUGAGGAAAAGAAGAAAAAAGUGUAUCAGCCGAAUUACUUCAUUUCUCUUCCAAUUACUAAUCUAGAGAUCACUGGCAGUAUUCAGGCUGUCCAAGAUGCAAUAAUAAAAAAGGAUCAAAGGCUUUCCAAAGCCAUGGUUCACUCUGGCUCGUUGCAUGUCACCAUGUUAGUGAUGCAUUUAUCCAAUGAAGAAGAAAUUAGCAUAGCAGUUGGUGCUCUUUCAGACAGCAAGGAUUUUGUAGAAGAUCUCCUGAAAGGAAAAAAUGUGGAUUUGUCUUUUAAAGGAAUUGAUCACUUCAGAAAUGAAGUUGGAUUUGUGAAGCUGUCAGAAAAUGAUCAUACAGCUAUACUUACAGAAAUAGCAGAGACUAUGAAGAAGAUAUUUCAAGAAAAGGGCAUCUUGGCAGGAGAAGGAAGAGCUUUUAAACCACAUCUGACCUUCAUGAAGUUGUCAAAAUCAACACAGCUACGUAAGCAGGCAGUUACUUCUUGCCUGUUUAUGAGGUUUUAUGGCAACAUACACUAA